CCUCUCUCCGGUUUUUGAGAAAGUUCUGUGCCCAAAAAGUGAGUUUUCGUCAGCGGGCGACCCCGAUUUUGGUUUUUCUGCCCCCAGGCCGGAGCCCGAGAGCCGCGGCGCAGCCCCCAACUCGAGCGCCCAGAGGCUGAGGUCCAUUUCGUGCCCGCUCUGUGAACUAUCCACUCGUCCUUGCGUGGACUUUAUUUUUCGGCUUUAGUUUCGUUUUUUUCUUUAGUAUUUAUUUACCAUCCUUCUUUUUUGAUCGCUGGAAAGAUGAUGCAAAACGGAAUGGAUACAUUACCGCAACAGAACGGUUCUAUUCACAGUAUGAACACAGGAUCGCACAACACAUCACAGAACAACCCUGGAGGUCCACAAGAAGAGUCCAAAACAAAUCUCAUAGUUAAUUAUCUUCCCCAAACCAUGACGCAAGAAGAAAUCAGAUCUCUUUUCUCAUCAAUCGGAGAAGUUGAAAGCUGUAAACUUAUUAGGGAUAAAAUGACCGGCCAGAGUCUUGGAUAUGGUUUUGUCAAUUACCAUCGCCCAGAUGAUGCUGACAAAGCAAUUAACACAUUAAAUGGUCUAAGACUACAAAAUAAAACUAUUAAGGUCUCCUAUGCAAGACCAAGUAGUGAAGCAAUAAAAGGUGCAAAUCUAUAUGUUAGUGGGCUUCCAAAAAAUAUGGCGCAACAAGAUCUUGAAAAUCUCUUCAGCCCAUAUGGACGCAUCAUCACCUCUAGAAUUCUCUGUGAUAAUAUGACAGUACGCCAGUUUGUCGGUGCUGCAGGAGAUAAUAUGCCAUGUUUAUCUAAAGGUGUCGGAUUCAUAAGGUUCGACCAAAGAAUUGAAGCUGAGCGAGCCAUUCAGGAGUUGAAUGGUACCACCCCGAAGAACUGCACAGAACCAAUCACCGUGAAAUUUGCCAACAAUCCCAGCAGUAGCAAUAAGGCACUUACACCUCUGACUGCUUACCUGGCGCCCCAAGCUGCCAGAAGGUUUGGUGGACCCAUCCAUCAUCCAACUGGACGAUUCAGCAGCCCUUAUGGAUUGCCUCUGUGGUCGGAAGCAAAAACUGGCACUGGCAAGACCAUGCUAGCCAUUAACAAAGGCCUACAGAGGUACUCACCUCUUGCUGGGGAUCUUCUGGCCAACUCAAUGCUCCCUGGCAACACGAUGAAUGGCUCCGGUUGGUGUAUAUUCGUGUAUAACUUGGCUCCAGAAACGGAAGAGAAUGUUCUGUGGCAGCUUUUUGGUCCAUUUGGUGCUGUUCAAAGUGUGAAAGUCAUUCGCGACCUUCAGACCAACAAGUGCAAAGGCUUCGGAUUUGUUACAAUGACAAAUUAUGAUGAAGCUAUUGUUGCUAUCCAAUCACUCAAUGGAUACACAUUGGGCAACCGAGUCUUGCAGGUCUCAUUCAAAACCAACAAGAGUAAAACAUCAUAAAUUGGUGCGAUAGGUACAUGAAUCAAUCAUAGCUAGUCAUUUUUAUAAAAAUAAUCUUUACCUAAAACUCUCUAUUAAAGUUGGUAGGUAGUUUCUUUUCAAAAAUUUUAAUCAUUUUGAAACCAUUUUCAUUUUCCAAGUGUUACCUGGAAAGUUGUUUGAAGUAUCUUUAUUUUACGUUCAGUACAUUGAGAAGCAUCUCAUUUUUACUUUGAUGCAUUUUGAAAAUGCAUAAUUUUAGUUCCCUUUUUGACUUAAAGUCUCAGAUUUUCAUUUUUUUUUACUUUAUGAGAUUCAACUUUGAUAGAGAGCGAUUUAAUAUCGAUACUUACAGGUGGAAGCUACUUAUUGGCAAGGCAUCAUAUCUCUCUCUCCGCUAUGCUAGCUCGGCCUUUAAAACAUUGUGCCUGUCAAUCUCUUGGAGUCUAAGAGCCUUUAAUCUAAAAGUUCUUAAUUUCUUUUAUUCGAAGGGAUUGAAUAAACCUUAAAACAUAUGCUAUUUAGUGCAAUAAUUUAAUUCCUUCAGAGCUGCAUCAUUCAUUUGCCUCGAUUUUUCACCUUUUUUGUGAAUAGUUAUAUCCAAGUGUAAGAUGUGAAUUUGUUAAAAGUUUUAUGAUCAGUAAAAUUCUUUGCAAGACUCCUCGUUCCUCUCAGCACCAUAAUUAGUGUACGAUGAAUACCUUUGUGAUGUUGAAUGAAAAAAAUGGACAGCUUUCUGGCACCAGGAAGCAGUAUUAUUCUAGAGAAGAAAAGUGAUAUUUUGGUUGCCUCUAAGAAUGAAACUUCCAUUAAAUAGAAAAAAAAGUGGCUCUUUGAAGAAAUUAUGUUUUGCGAAUGCGUGAGUUUUCAUCUCAAGUGUCGCCAUGCAAUGCCUAGUCAGAACGGGUGCGGGUUCAGUGUUACGCCGAGAAUCAGAAGCAUGUUCUGUGUUAUAGUAUCAUCAUUAUUAUUUAUUAUUACAUUGUAUUAUUAUGAUAAUUAUUUUUCAAAUUACUUAUCUUCUUACUUUUGAUGUUCGUAUUAUUACAUUUAUUAGUAUUGUCUCAUUAUAAUUAUCAAAAUUUAAUUAUCGAUAAGUAUUAUUAUCAUCAGCAUUAUUAUUCUUAUCUUUAUUAACCAUUAUUAUUAUGAUUAAUUAUUAUUAUUAUUAUCAUCUUAAUAUCAAUAAUUACUACUCUUACUACCAUCUUUUCCUUUUUCUUUCAGAUAAUGUUCGUUGAAAAUUUAGCUUUAGAUUCAAAUCACCAUAGUACUUAUUCGUAUUUGUUGUAAUCGUAUUUAUGUUUCCUGACUACUUGUCGUUUUUUCUUCUUUUUUGUGGUUUUCUCUAAUUUUUGUGUACAAAUAAGGCUUUUUUCCUUAGUUUUUUUUUCUUUCUUUUUUGUUUCUUGUUUUUUCUACCCUAUAUUGCUUCUGCAACUAAAUGAUGCUGAUUCUUGGCCCGACACUGAACCGAUUCAAUUUUUUAAUUGAACUUUUUUAUACUUGUACAUUUUUUGUAGUUAUAUAUAUAAAAAUAGUAAUAUGGAUUACUAGGAUAUUUUAUCUGGUAAAUUGUCUAGUCUCAGUUGGAUUUAAUUUAAUUCAGAUCUAAGGGAUGUACCUAGGCUUCUCUCAGAGCUCUCUAAAGUUGGUUUCAUUUCUCAGCAAAGCUAGAAUGAGCCAAUAUCUAGACAAAUCAGACUAUUUAAGCGAAAUCAUCAAAUUUAGCAGACUCUUUUCCCCUGCUCUAGUUUUCCGCAGAGAUCCAUUUCUUACCAUCACAAACUCAAUGCAUAGCUGUUGAGAGCUUGAAUGCGGAAACUUUUGUUGCGUUAUUUUCUUUUCACCUCCUCUCUUAUGUCAUAAUUUAUUCUACAUCUCAUAGUACAUUUUUAGUUUUAUGGUUUUUGUCUAUUUUGUUCCUCACGUAAAAUAUUGUCUCUCAUUUCCUCGUGUCGUUUUGUGUCAAUGUCAGUUUAGAAGUAUUUUCUUUUUUAGUUCCUUGAAUAUUUCACUUACUUCAUUAUCAUUUAGUUUGACCAAAAAUUAAUCAGCUUUUACCAAUUGUAGACUUAGUUUUUGAAGAAGAUUACUUUUAUUUAGUUUCGUUUUUUUGUCUAUUUAUUUUGUGUGAAAAAGAAAUGAAAAUCACCUGAAAUCAUUUUAUUUAAUUUACGUUUUCUGGCUAAUGCUGCGUAGCUUCUAAUAUUUUUUCUUAAUUUCACUAAAGUUGACUGUGCUUUUCAGUUUUCUGUAUCCCUUUUACUUUUUUUUGAGGAAUUCCCUUCAUUUUCAUGUAGCCGUAUUCCAUUUCCAUACUCUACACUUGAAUCAAAUUCCUGCAUAUUUUCAUCUUGAAAUGGUCAUCGUAUUAAAGUUGAAUUUUAUAAUGCAUUUUGUUUGUUUGCAUUAAUGUUUAUUUCACAGAGGAGUCCAAGUGACUGAGAUAACUAAGAAGAACAAAAAAAGAGAAAAGAUUAAAGUACAAGAUAUUUUACUUAUGUUAAACUGACAUGGAGAACAAGUUACACCAAAAGCACUGAUGUUCUCCAAAGUGGCAGGUGACGAUAACACCAUCAAGCCAAUGAAAAAGGGGGUGUUGUCACAAGUACAAAAAUUAAUGUGUGUUAAAAAACAAAACGUAUCCUCUUGGCACCACCUCUCGUAAAAAAUUACUUUUCAUGAAUGUUGAAAAGCAAACUAAUAAUAAAGACUGGCAUCAAGUUUUCUUGUGUCAUUUUAAUAAGGUUCAGCUUCACUAAUACUCAGUAGCUAAUUUUCUUGGAAACUCUAGUUAAAAUGAAUUUCUCCUCUGUUUCAACAAUACCAAAAAAAUCGGUAUAGUUGCAUAACUGUAGAGAAGUUUCCUUUCUUUUGUAGCUUAGUAGCAUCCAUCAUUACUUGGAAAGAUAUCAGUCAGUUUAGUGCAAUGACCAAAUGGGAAUUGAGUAUGGCUCCUAAAUUUUUCAUUCUUUUCCAGUCUGUGUACAAAUUAAAUCAUUGCAUCACCUUAUCAACUAGUAUCUCUAGUCUUACAAGAGUUUUGUUCAAAAAUGUGCAAGUUCUUUUUUUCAACUUUUUUUCGAUCACGGCACUUUUCCUAUUUAUGAUUUUUUCAUAGUUUUUUCAACCUCUGGCAGCUUAUAUCUCUCUUUUCUGCUAUGAUAUUUCUCCCUGUCUGUAGUUAAAUAUAAAGGGGUCUUCCAAUUAUAAAUGUCCAUCAUACUUAUUUAUUCACCAAAUCAUUGCUCGGACACCUCUUUGGUUUAAAUAAAUUCGAGCAACAAAAUUUUAAUUGAGCUUUUUUUGAUCUAGUCUAGAAAUCAAUCGUAUGCUUCCGAAUCUUCUAGCUGACAUCAAGGAAUAUGAAAUGAGUGAAUCGGUUUUUAAACAUGUAAUGAGAAUUUGUUUAAAACUGCUUUAAGUGGAAGACAGUGUUGUAUAAACUGCUUAGAACACAAUAGACAGGGAAAGUUUGACAUUUUUGAACUAAAAUUUUUACAGACUAGUUUUUGAAUUCCAAUUUUACAAGUCAAAAGUCGGCAUGACUUGCACACAGGCAUGUUUUAUUGAAAUUUUUAAAGAAUUCGAGAUACUUUUAUAUUGUUGAAAUGUUCAAUAUAUUGCACAUAAAGCUCAAAUUUUAUUAAAUAUUUUAAACUUAUAUUUAUUAAAAUUAUUUAAAUUAAAAAAUAGCGUAACAAGAAAUUUUGUAUGGAAUUUUUAUUGUUCAGAAGAACUUUAUAUUUUUUUCCUAUCUUGAUCAACUUCUUUGACUCCCAACACGGAGUCUUUGUUUAUCCCUCCUCCGAGUUUCUUUUCCUGAAAACUGGAAGAAAAUGUUACUGAAUCCAACCAAAAUUUGCAAGCGAAAUAUUUGCUAUCUGUCUGGAUUUUAGUACUCUCUCUGAUUUCUAUUUCAUUAUUUCCCUCCUAGAUUUAAGAUUCGUUUAAUCAAGAUCUCAAAUGAGAAUUAUCAUACUAGUGUAUUCUUUUCCUCAAAGCUAGGUUAAAUUGUUACGUACCUCAUCAAGUGGAUAAUUCAAUUUAUUUAUUAAAUAAAUAAAUUAAUUUGUAAUGUUAAACUGUUGCUGAUCUAAGUUACUUCGGAGAUUUCACAGUAACCAAGUUGUUCUAUGUCCUUUCUUUUCUAAAUGGGGUCAGCAUAUUAUCAUUAUCAAGGGCAAGUGGCAUUUGAAUUAAGUUUAUCAAUCAAAAGUAAAGCAAAAUUAAAAAUGAAUUUCUUUGCUUUAAGUACUGAUAGGAAAACAGAGGCUGGCUUGUUUGAGCAGGUGUAUGUUUUCUCUGAAUAGCUAUUCAUCCCAAUGUUUGAUAGACCUCCCAUUUCAGAGUAAGUAUUUUUUAAUAUUUGAUGGAAAUAACAUUCCACCUUGUAUUGUCUAUCUACUUCCUUCGGCCCUCUGUUCUUUACUGUAGUUACUUCUUGCCCUUUGAACCUCGAUCUUUUUAGUUUUGAAUAUCAAUCCUAUGAAGUGGCACUGCAUGAAAGAUGGACAUCGAGGUGCCUAGCUGCCUGAGUUGCCUGUGCCAUUCAAUUCGUUGACUGAACUUAAAGUCAUUUUACAUUUUGGAAUUAUUUUAUCGGUAUACCAUACUCAUCGAUCAGUUCUGAGUUCAUAAUAUGAAACUAAGGAAAGAAAAUUAAAGUAUCCAAGCAGAAUUUGAUCCAGAUAUUUUGUGAUAAAUAAAUUAAUUUUUUCCUGUUUCUUAGAUACAGUCUCUGAAUCAGCAAGUUUGUAUUUUCACCUUGAUCCAGUUCAUGAGAAUUUUUUUUCUUUCAAUUUCAAGGCAGUGAAUAUUUCGAAUGACCCCUCUGCAAUGUCACUCAGUUUUCAUCAAAACGGAAUUUCUCUGAAGUAACUUAAUGCGGUGAGCAGUCACUAGUCAUUAAAACUCUUUACGACUGUGAAUAGUUUAUGUUGAAAAAAGGAAAAACUCACUAUAUUUGUUAAAAAUUAAUGUUUGUUGGAGAUUAUAUUAUAAGUAAAAUAAAUAUUCAUUUGUUUCCUAGAAUAUAUUGUGCUCCUGGCUUGAGAACGAGCUCUAUCAGCUUGUAUUUGGCAUGAGACAAACAAUGCUCAUGUAUUAACUUCAUGCUGACUCAAAAUCCUAGGUUGUUUGUUCAAAGAACAUUUAUUGUCAACCGUUCACUUACUUUACUUAUCCAUUUAUUUGAUGAACUCAUCGAAUGUGUGUAAAGACAGUGUCUGCCAUAUUUGUUGAAGCCUUCUCAAGGUAAUUUGAAACACUCUAAUGGGGGGAAUAAAUAUUUCUCACUAAUUUGUUAGUCCAUUCCUUCCAAAACUUUAAUUGUCCUCUGAUCAAAAUCGUUCUUAGUUAAAUUCAAGAGUGAUCAAGAAAGUCACCGGUACUUAUGAUUUUAUCAGCAUGUAUGAGAAAGUUCCUGCAUUUGUCUUUUUAUCGUCUGCUUUAAAGACCAAAGAGGCAGUUCUUUAAAGCUAAAUUUCACUUGAAGAAUGAUGGCCAGAACAAUAACUCAGCUGUGAGGACAACAGUGUAGUUGAUUCUUUAAGUACUCCUGUCUGCAUUUCAAACUAUAAAAAAUAUCUUCAAGCAUACAUACUGUGAUUAAGCCCAAGCUAUAAAAAGAAAAAAAAAAGCGAGUAGGUAUAUUUUUUCCUUGUGUUUCGAGGAACUAGAGUCUCCACCAUUAGAAUUUUAUAGCUCUAUCUGAGAGAAAGAUUGAACUAUUAUUUUAUAACACCCAUUAUCAUAAUUACUUAAUUCUCUUUCAUCGAAAUCAUCAGGUAGUUUCAACUGUGAAUCGAAAAAUUUUUAUCUUACAGUUUUUCUCACAGCCUACUAUAACUCAUGUCUCAUUUUACUAUCUCUGAAAAACAGCAAACUGUCUGAAAUGAACCAGUUAAGGACCGGCAUUUAGAACUUAAUUCUUUUUCUGACCAAGUUGUUUUUAUAUAGAUCUUAGAUUCAUCUAAAACCAAAAAAUAGAUUGUGAUAGUCCUUUAGCAAAAUAAGAAUUACCAAAGUUUGCAGUUUUUCAAGGUCGUCCUCUGCAGAAUGACAUUAUAUAUCUAAUACUACAAUGCUGCAAUUUAAUUCACUCAAAGAGGGAACAUGCUUAAUCGAAAUUUAACGGCCGUCUAAUGAGCAAAGUUUUUGCAUGCUUCAAAGUGUCAGCGGUAAAAUUGUGGUAAAAAUUGUGUACCUCCUUUUUACGUUAAGUACCGAAUUGUAUAGGUAAAGAAGUUUGGUACUAGUUAAAUAAGCAAAAAAAAGUGAUAUUAUAUUUAUAAAAGAAUUUUGCGUGUCAGCUGCUUUUAUUUUUCUGUUUGUAGAAGAAUGGAAUUAGAGAAUCGUACAUUGGAUCAAAACAAAUCCUAGGCUCUUGUGAUAAUGUUGGUUACAAACACUGGUAGUGUAAAUAAUUUUUUCGUGUAUAAAAAAUUCUCACCAUGUAUAAAUACUAUUUAUCUGACCGAAAAAGAGACAAAAGAUACAAGAAGAAAAAUUAUUUCUAGUCUGCUUAAAGAUCUUUAAAAAAAUUUUUUACUAAAUUUUUAACUCUGUAUUAUAUUUAAAUGAUAUUUUUUGAAAACAAAAACCUAGAUAAAAUAUGUAUUAGUCAGUACUUAUAUGCACGAAUUAUUAAGUGACUAUUUAUUUAUUUAUUUAUUUGUUUGUCUGUUUAUUUAGUUGCCAGUUAGCUAAUGUCCUACUUUUUAUCACUUUGGUUUCGUAUGUCUUCUCUCUCUCUCUCAUACGACUCUUGUGUUUCAAAUUAGUGUAACAAAAUGUUUACAGUUGGUUGUAUCAAUUCUGAGACAUCACAUCAUUUUACAACUUUACAUCGGGCUUUUUUUUUCUUGAAUGGGAAAUUUAUUAAUUUUUAUAAACGCUGCUUUCGCUGCUUCUUGUCAGCUCUUAAGCAUUUUUUCACACCAAUUAAAAUAUUAAGUUUUCGCUUGAAAUUUUUUAAAGAGUAAUUUUUUCAAUACCAUUGUAUGACUGCUUUAUGCAAUGCAGCUUUGGAAAGAUUUUCCUGGCGGAGAUUUCAUGCCAAUUCAACUCCUUGUCAUCAUCACAUAUAUUUUUGAAGCUUAUAAGCUCUAAGUCAGCUAAUUAAAUUUUCAACUUGAUAGUACUUCGUCCUUAAACUUGAAGUUUCUAGUAAUUUAAUUUAAACCUUUGAGAGUGUGCCACAUCUGAGUUUCAUUUCAGCUCAUCUAGUUUCAAUUCUCCAUUUUCAAGCAAUAUCAUAUUUCUUUUGAAUUAGAAUAUUUUGGCAUACCCCUCCGAAAGGUUGACCUAAUUGGCACAAUUUUUUAUUCGCUUCUCUUGACUAAAUUUGUACUUAAUCUUGGAACAUUGAUCCCUGACCGUUAUCUUCAUUGAUAGUUUUUUUUUGUUUAUUGUUAAUAACGAAACGGAUAAAAAUAUUGAAGAUCUCCGUGUAAAUUAGGUUUUACGAACUUCAGUGAAUGUCACAUUUGAAAACACCAGUUUGUUCGGGUUCGACCAAUCCGAAGUUUCCUAAUUUUGCUUGUCAGGAACCACAUGCAAAA
This is a messenger RNA of Bemisia tabaci, 8981 nucleotides long. The record is from RefSeq and is a predicted model, not a curated record. NCBI's taxonomy places the organism in Eukaryota, Metazoa, Arthropoda, Insecta, Hemiptera, Aleyrodidae.